Messenger RNA from Aspergillus ruber CBS 135680, 1044 nucleotides. Its product is annotated as C2H2-type zinc finger protein. The record is from RefSeq and is a predicted model, not a curated record. The coding region runs from base 1 to 1044 and encodes 347 amino acids. NCBI's taxonomy places the organism in Eukaryota, Fungi, Ascomycota, Eurotiomycetes, Eurotiales, Aspergillaceae. Gene Ontology annotation, molecular function: DNA-binding transcription factor activity, RNA polymerase II-specific; RNA polymerase II cis-regulatory region sequence-specific DNA binding. Gene Ontology annotation, biological process: regulation of transcription by RNA polymerase II. Gene Ontology annotation, cellular component: chromatin. The transcript is spliced from 4 exons.
AUGUUAACCACCCACCUAGAUACCAAAGAGAAACCUUAUGCUUGUCCAUGCGGUCGAUCAUUCUCUCGAAAGGACUUGCUCACUAGACAUGAACGGCUAAGUCAUCCGUCUGACAGAGGUCACACUCAAACUCAAGGAUCUACGUCCAGUCCACUAAGAUCGACGGAAAGGGCUCAGGCAAACUUAACGGAAGCUUUGCCACAGCACUAUCAGCAAGAUCUAGAUCAUGCUGAUUUCUCCCUACCAUCUGCCCUGCCCACAGCGGAGUUUCCGAUUGCGGAUUCAAUGCUUCUAUCCACAGUAGAUUGUUUAUUUGCUAACCAUGGCGACCCAAUGCUGGACUUCAACAGAUUCUUGAGCUCAGCUGAAUUGAACAUUGACUGGGAUGUUUACCUCGCGGACUCAGUGCCAGUUCCGGAGGGCAAUCAGUCACAGAGUGCCACGGGUCAGCUCUUUACUCCGGAUAGCACGGACUUCCCAUCACGAGUUACAGAUAAUUUGUCUGACGACUUUCGUGAGCUGAAGCCUCUCGGCUGUCCAUGGAUCAUACUAGAAUCACAACGUUUACAAUUCAAUGAGGCUCUAGCUUUAUUCCGACAAGUCAUCCAUCAAUUUGUCCUCCCAACCCGGGCAUCGAUUGUCCGGUACAUGAGUGGCUAUGUUGAUGGGUUUAGCAACCAUCACCCCUUCAUCCAUGUGCCAACUUUAAAAAUCCUCUCGUACUAUCGCUCCCCUGAGAUGAUCCUGGCGCUUCUCUCCAUAGCACGAGCUCUGUACCAGGCCAGUAGGUCCAUUGUCCUUGAGAGACUACAUAAAGGGGAAUUGUACGAUCAAGGCCAGCAAGAUUUGACAUCUGAUACGACACUGAGCGAUAAUAUGGACCGUAAUCGAGCGCUAUUACUUCUGGCUAUAUACCGUUUAUGGCAGAACCAGGCAAGCUUAACUCAGGAAUGUUUCGAAUAUCAAGGUCCCAUUGCCCGCUCAAUCCAACAAACCGGACUGUUGGAGACAUUGAAAGAAACUGGGGAUAAGUGGGGUCAAUGA